This is a messenger RNA of Exophiala xenobiotica, 849 nucleotides long. RefSeq lists its product as uncharacterized. Bases 1 to 849 code for a protein of 282 amino acids. The transcript has 3 exons. The record is from RefSeq and is a predicted model, not a curated record. NCBI's taxonomy places the organism in Eukaryota, Fungi, Ascomycota, Eurotiomycetes, Chaetothyriales, Herpotrichiellaceae.
AUGGCAGCCGCUGAGAGCACAACUAGUGGCAGGUACACCCUGUACUACAACCCGUUUUCAAUAUGUUCGCUUAUGGCUUUAUUGACGGUUCGCUGGAAGGGGGAGCCGGUGUCACCAGAAAUGGCAGUUGAUAUCGUUGAGGAAGAGGUGGACAUUUAUACCGGGGAGCAAAACAGAGAGGAGUUCUUGAAGAAGAGCUGGAAAGGCCAAGUUCCGGUUUUGCUGGGUCCUGAUGAUCUCAAGUUGACCGACAGCCUUGAGAUCACCCUGUUUCUCGCGUCGAGAUAUCCGCAACUACUUCCUGAUGCAUUGCAAGGGGCCAUUACGGCUAUGCUGGAUAAACUACACCAAGUGUGGUUUGUGAGCCUUUCGUUCACCGCCCAGGAAGGUCGAGGAGCCGGCAUCAUUCAGCAGAUUCAGGAUAUAGUCGCACAACCUACAACUUCGGAAGACUACAAAGCCGCUUUGCAAAGGAAGUUACAGUACUACGCCGACUCCUAUCAAGCAGAUCCACAUGCUCCCGAAAUCGUGGCACGAGAACAGCUCAAGGCGCAGACAUAUCUGGCAAAAAUCGCCGACCUACGAGCAGCACAUAAUGCAGGACAUGAUAGCAACUGGAUUUUUGGCAGCAAGAUAGGACCUACUGCACUGGAUGCUCAUACUGUGGUCUUCAUCGCUCGCUUGAUUGAUGCUGGUCAUACCAGCCUGAUCGGCCGGGACAUGUUGGAGUACGGGAUUCAAAAUCUGAAGGCACCAGAGUGGACGGGCAUUGUACGCAACAGAUCUACACUACAUAGCUUGUGGGAGCGGCAGGAAGCAGCUAAGGUAUCGAAGGUUGAAGUUCGUUAG